Molecule: messenger RNA, 3084 nt
Organism: Panicum hallii
Lineage: Eukaryota; Viridiplantae; Streptophyta; Magnoliopsida; Poales; Poaceae
Product: cation/H(+) antiporter 15-like
Exons: 1
Coding region: 552-2957 (801 amino acids)
Biological process (GO): proton transmembrane transport; regulation of pH
Cellular component (GO): endomembrane system; membrane
Molecular function (GO): antiporter activity
Source: RefSeq, a predicted model, not a curated record
CUUGACAAAAAGAGAGACCCAAUGAAUGAAGCCAGAUGCCUUCUUCUUGGACUUCUUUCUUGGUGUGUCUUCAUCUGCACUGGAUUUCUUGGAUUUGGCCUUGGAGUUUUUUGAUGGGGCUUGGCUGGCCUUUGGAACUUUGCUCUUGCCUUUCCUAUGAAGGACUGCAUCUGAAACUUCUUCCGGGGCCAUUUUGGCGAAAGUGAUCCUCAAAUUCUUUAUCACAUUUGAAGAGAGUGUUGGAGGUGUUGCUGAACAAGCCAGGCAAUGCUUUUCAGAACAGCUAUUGCCUUUGUAAUCUUGUUUCAUCAGACUCGUGUGUCUAUUAUCCCUCCCGUCCACAGCUAAAAAUAGCCUCUCAUUGUCAUGUCCUUCAGUCUCUCGCAGCCAGCCACACUGAUUGAUGCGCAUUGCCCACAAACAGGGGAGCAAAGCCAAGAAGCAAAUGGAUCGGAAGGGAUGAUCACUUAGCAGGCAGCAAUAGCAUCCAAACCCUUGUAAAUAGCAUCAGAGGACGAAUUCAAUUCAAUUCAAGGACACAAACAAAAUAAAUGGCGGAGGUUGCCAACCUCUCGUCGAGCUCCCUUGAGCCGACGGUGAAGCCGCUGGCGGCGGCGUGCUACGACAACAACCUGGUGAACUCGCAGGGCAUGUUCCUGGGCGACCAGCCGCUGCGCUUCUCCCUCCCGCUCCUCCUCGUCCAGGUCUCCGUCAUCCUCGUCCUCUCCGCCGCCGCCCGCCUCCUGCUCCGCCGCCUCGGCCAGUCCCGCUUCGUCACGCACAUGCUCGUCGGCGUCCUCCUUGGCCCCACCGUGCUCGGCCGCAGCGAGUCUUUCCGCGGCGUCCUCUUCUCCGAGCGCGGCACCUACAUCCUCGAGAGCGUCUCCCUCGUCGCCCUCAUCCUCUUCCUCUUCUCCAUGGGCGUCAAGACCGACCUCAGCCUCCUCCGCCGCCCCAGCGGACGCGCCGUCGCCGUCGGCAUCACCGGCUCCCUCGUCCCGCUCGCCGUCACGCUCCCCGUCUUCCACGCCCUCCAGCCCUCGCUCCCCGAGGACCUGCGCGGCUCCUCCCUCAUCACCGAGCUCGCCGUCCGCCUCUCCCUCUCCUCCUUCCCCGUCAUCGCCGACGCGCUCUCCGACCUCGACCUCCUCAACACCGACCUCGGCCGCAUCGCGCUCACCGCCUCGCUCAUCACCGACGUCACCUCCUGGUUCCUCCGCGCCUGCUCCGCCGCCGUCUUCCUCGUCUCCGAGGCCAAGUCGCCGGCCUUCACGGCGCAGAUCCUCGCCUCCUUCGUCGCCUUCGUGCUCUUCGUCGGCUUCGUCGCGCGCCCCGCCGGCCGCUACAUCGCCUACAAGCUCACCCCGGCGGGGUCCCUCCUCUCCGAGGGGUCCUUCGUCGUCGUCGUCAUCGCCGCGCUGCUGUCGGCGCUGGUCACGGACGCCAUCGGGUUCAAGUACAUGAUCGGGCCCAUGAUGCUGGGGCUGGCGCUCCCCGGCGGCAUGCCCAUCGGCGCCACCAUGACGGAGCGCCUCGACUCCUUCUUCAUCGCGCUCUUCCUGCCCGUCUACAUGGCGCUCUCCGGCUACCGCACCGACCUCGCGGAGCUCACCAAGGAGGAGACCUCCGAGAAGUGGUGCGCGCUGGAGCUCUUCGUGGGGCUCUGCGUCUCCGGCAAGCUGGUGGGCUGCGUCGCGGCGGGGCUCUUCUUCGCCAUGCCGUUCCGCGACGCCAUCGUGCUGGCGCUGAUGCUCAACAUCCGCGGCAUCGUGGAGGUGGCGGCCAUCAACAACUGGGGCGACACCAUGAAGGCCACGGCGGAGCACUACAGCAUCCUGACGCUGUCCAUGGUGCUCAUCACGGCGGUGUCGACGCCGCUGAUCAAGCUGCUGUACGACCCGGCGGGGCAGUUCAUGCGGGCCAAGCGCCGGACGCUGGAGGACCUGCGGCCCAGCGCCGACCUCCGCCUGCUCACCUGCCUCUACAGCGAGGACCACGCGGCGCCGCUGAUCGACCUGCUGGAGGCGUCGGCGGGGUCCUCGCGGGAGAGCCCCGUGUCGCUCAUCGUGCUCCACCUCACGGAGCUCGUCGGCCGCGCCGCCUCCGUGCUCAAGCCCCACCGCCAAAGUAAGAGCGGCGGCGGCGGCGGCAGCAGUAGCAGCGACCGCAUCAUGAACGCGUUCCGGCACCUGGAGCAGCAGGCGGCGCCGGGCGCCGUGACGGUGAGCCCCUACGUGGCGCAGGCGCCCUACAGCUCGAUGCACCACGACGUGUGCUCGCUGGCGCACAGCCGCAAGGCCAACCUCAUAAUGCUGCCCUUCCACAAGUCCUCCGACGGGGCGCGCAGCACCGCCAACAACUCCAUCCGCUCCAUCAACCGCGCCGUCCUCCAGUACGCGCCCUGCUCCGUCGCCAUCCUCGUCGACCACGGCCUCGCCGCCGGCUCCGCCUGCGCCACCAGCGCCAACAGCCUCCUGCAGAGGGGCGCGCUCUACUUCCUGGGCGGGCCCGACGACCGCGAGGCGCUCGCGUACGCCGCGCGGAUGCCGGACGCCGGGAACAUGUCGCUCACCGUGGUGAGGUUCAAGCUGCGCAACUGGGUGGGGAUGGGCGGCAGCGACGAGGCCAGGGACGAGGAGGUGCUGCACCAGUUCUGGACCAGGCACCGAGACAACGACCGCGUCGUGUACGUGGAGAAGACGGUGGAGGACGCGGAGGGCACCGCCUCCGUGGUGCGCUCCAUGAGCGAGAAGUUCGACCUGCUCAUCGUGGGCCGCCGGGGCGGGGACGACAAGGACCUAGAGGGAUCGGCGGCGCUCACCAGCGGGCUCUCGGACUGGAGCGAGUUCCCGGAGCUGGGCGUGCUGGGCGACAUGCUGGCCUCCGCCGAGUUCGCGUCAAGGGUCUCCAUCCUCGUCAUCCAGCAGCAGCCGAUCAAGAACGCCCCAGCCUGUUAGAUCAUGACGCGCUGCACUGGUGUUAAUUAAUUUUGAUUUGAGAAGAAAAUUGAUGUCUUUGUUCUUGUAAUCAGAUCAUGCUGGCUACAUACAGUUUUACACCAAAUGGGAAUCCAGACUAAAUCAA